This is a messenger RNA of Coniosporium apollinis CBS 100218, 2004 nucleotides long. RefSeq lists its product as uncharacterized. Gene Ontology annotation, molecular function: cyclin-dependent protein serine/threonine kinase regulator activity. NCBI's taxonomy places the organism in Eukaryota, Fungi, Ascomycota, Dothideomycetes. Gene Ontology annotation, biological process: regulation of cyclin-dependent protein serine/threonine kinase activity; mitotic cell cycle phase transition. The record is from RefSeq and is a predicted model, not a curated record. The coding region runs from base 1 to 2004 and encodes 667 amino acids. The transcript has 4 exons. Gene Ontology annotation, cellular component: nucleus; centrosome; cyclin-dependent protein kinase holoenzyme complex.
AUGGACGCGAAGCCCCAACGACCACUGCGCGCCUUGCGCGUGCGCGAUGAGAAUGCCGUACCGGCCGCUGCUCAAACAAAGUCCCUCCACCAGCGGAACAAAUCUACCUCAGCCCUAUCCACAUUGGCACAAUACGGAGGUGUUAAACCUGGACCGAAGAGGACAGUGUUUGCCGACGUGAGCAACACGGUCAGAACGGCACAACCGGCGAAGGAUGAUAUGAUCCUACCAGCGAAGGGGACAUACGACCUGGCAAAGAAAGCGGCUGAAGUCUCAGUUCAAGAGUUCACGAAAUCAACCGCGUUAUUGCGCCCGGCCCAACGACCACUCUCAACGAUUACAGCAAAGAAUGCCGUCAAUAAUCCACCGACAAACGCAUCAGCAGCGCAGAAGCUCGUGGUAGCUGACUCAUCAAUCGCCGCCAACAUCCGGAAAGUGCUUUCGAAACGCAGCACGACCAUCUUCAAGGAGCUUAGUCCACCCGUCGAAGAGCUGCCGCACCUUUCCGACGUGAAAGAGACGCGUUCGCGAGCAUUGACCGCGCCGAUUCAGCACACCUUACCUCCCGUUCGCGAGAACCCCGUACCAGAAGCUGAUGAAGAGCAAGCAAAGAGCAUCACGACAGAAACAGUGGCGGUCACAGUCACAGACGCGAAACAAAACGCUCCCGAGGAGACUGGACGCGACACGUUCGCUGACGCUUCCACCACCCUUGUCGAAUCCAUUAAGGACUCAUCAAUCCCGACGAAGACCGAUGAACAGCGAAGCUACCCUCACGCGGAAGCCUCAUUGGAGUCACAUGACGCGUAUUAUUCAGCCCCCGUACACUCUCAUGACCAAGUUGAGUAUUUGCAGACUCUUGAAGAGCAGGCGAUCCUAGUGGAGUACGAACGGAACGAGGAGCUUGCGCGGUUGCAGUCGCAAAGUCAACCAAGGCCUGAGCCAGAAGAGUACUGGGAAGAAGAAGAGGAAGAGGAGUACUACGAAGCUGACGGCUAUACGACCGCGAGGUCACUUCCAUCACGGGGCGACAACACGACUGGUGGCGUCACGAUCGUUCUUGCGCCGCGCGUGACGGCAAAAGUUGAGAGGGAGCUCGUGGCCGCCAAGGACUUCGUGGAGAGCACCAAGACCGCUGAAGAUAUCGAAGACGAGGCUUGGGAUACCUCCAUGGUCGCAGAGUACGGCGACGAGAUCUUUGACUACAUGAGGCAGUUGGAGGAGCGCAUGCGACCCAACCCCUACUACAUGGACAACCAAGCUGAAAUCCAGUGGUCCAUGAGGUCAGUCCUGAUGGACUGGCUCGUGCAAGUUCACCACCGCUUCAACCUCCUUCCAGAGACUCUCUUCCUCAGCGUUAACUAUGUCGAUCGCUUCCUCUCCUGCAAGGUUGUUUCCCUCAACAAGCUCCAGCUUGUCGGUGCCACAGCCAUCUUUGUUGCCGCCAAAUAUGAGGAAAUCAACUGCCCAUCGGUCCAGGAGAUCGUGUACAUGGUCGACAGUGGCUACUCGGUGGAUGAGAUCCUCAAGGCUGAGCGCUUCAUGCUGAGCAUGCUGCAAUUCGAGCUUGGAUGGCCGGGACCAAUGAGCUUCCUGCGAAGGAUCAGCAAAGCCGACGACUACGACCUGGAAACCCGGACGCUAGCCAAGUACUUCCUCGAGAUCACCAUCAUGGAUGAGCGGUUCGUUGGCUGCGCGCCUAGCUUCACGGCAGCUGCGGCGCACUGUCUUGCUCGUUUUAUGCUGAGAAAGGGCGACUGGUCUCCGGCACACGUAUACUACUCCAACUACACCCUCUCCCAGCUCCGACAUCUCCUCUCGGUUAUGCUAGAGUGCUGCGAGCACCCCCAGAAGCAUCACUCCGCCGUCUACGACAAGUAUGCCGACAAGCGCUAUAAGAAGGCCUCCCGCUUCGUCGAAGGCGAGCUGGCCAACGGGUUUCAGCUCCCUUUCGCCUCUGGCGAGACCUCUUCUGGCUGCGCUCAGUCAUGGCGACGAAGAUGA